Mastomys coucha (southern multimammate mouse) is the source of this 1522-nucleotide messenger RNA. It is a transcript of the gene H1-2, whose product is annotated as H1.2 linker histone, cluster member. Gene Ontology annotation, biological process: chromosome condensation; negative regulation of DNA recombination; nucleosome assembly. The transcript has a single exon. The record is from RefSeq and is a predicted model, not a curated record. Gene Ontology annotation, molecular function: double-stranded DNA binding; nucleosomal DNA binding; structural constituent of chromatin. NCBI's taxonomy places the organism in Eukaryota, Metazoa, Chordata, Mammalia, Rodentia, Muridae. The coding region runs from base 51 to 689 and encodes 212 amino acids. Gene Ontology annotation, cellular component: nucleus; nucleosome.
GCUACUCCAUCUGCGUAUUGCUUUUAGUUCCUGACUUCCAGAGACCCGUCAUGUCGGAGACUGCUCCUGCUGCCCCCGCCGCCGCGCCCCCCGCGGAGAAGGCGCCUGCGAAGAAGAAGGCUGCCAAGAAGUCCGGUGGGGUGCGCCGCAAGGCGUCCGGACCCCCGGUGUCCGAGCUCAUCACCAAGGCUGUGGGCGCCUCUAAGGAGCGCAACGGCGUGUCCCUGGCCGCGCUCAAGAAGGCGCUGGCGGCCGUCGGCUACGAUGUGGAGAAGAACAACAGCCGCAUCAAGCUCGGGCUGAAGAGCCUGGUGAGCAAAGGUACCCUGGUGCAGACCAAGGGCACCGGCGCCUCCGGCUCCUUCAAACUCAACAAGAAGGCGGCUUCCGGCGAGGCCAAGCCCAAGGCUAAGAAGGCUGGCGCCGCCAAGGCGAAGAAGCCUGCGGGCGCAGCCAAGAAGCCCAAGAAGGCCACUGGUGCCGCCACACCCAAAAAGGCGGCCAAGAAGACCCCGAAGAAGGCGAAGAAGCCCGCGGGGGCUGCUGUGACCAAGAAAGUGGCCAAGACCCCAAAGAAAGCGAAGGUCACCAAGGCCAAGAAGGUCAAGAGCGCUUCUAAGGCCGUGAAGCCGAAGCCUGCCAAGCCCAAGGUUGCCAAGGCCAAGAAGGUUGCAGCCAAGAAGAAGUAGGCUGUCUUCCCUCAGAACAAUCCAAAAGGCUCUUUUCAGAGCCACCACUCCCACUUAUAAGAGCUGUAACAUUUGUGGUUGACGGGUAAGGUGGCUGGCGGGAUGGGUGGGGGUCGCCUGUCCCACCUAACACUUACUGUGUUAGUGCUGGGCGGCUCAGGAAGUGCUACACUAUGGAGCACCCUCCCACAGCUGUCACCAGCCCAAAGCAGCAUCUGGCGUUAGUCCGUAUUGGACUGCAAGGUGAUUUGAAAGUUCCGCCCUGCUUGUGGGUUGGCUCCCUCCCGUCCAGGACUCUACUACUCCGUUUGAUUGGGCGCCAUCCCCGAAGUUUGAGCUUCCUGCGCGGAGGAAUGCAUCCGGGACUUGGAGGUGGCUUCUGGGCUCAGCCUGCCCUGUGGGUGCUAGCCUUGUCAUUUGGAAGGAAAAAGGGUGCUGGCGCCAACGAAAGACAUUUAAGGGGUAGCUGCCGGGGCAACUAGCCCGCUCAUUUAAGUUGGACCGAUUGUUUCUGGUACUUUCAGUUUGUUUGCUACAGCAAUGGAGUUGUGGAUUGAACUGCGUCACAACCUUGGUCAGCCAUUUUUUUUUUUUAAGUUCAAUACCAUUACCGAUUAUUUUACUUGCUUUGCCUUAUUUUGAUACAGAAUAGUUGUAGAUUAACGUUGCCCCAGCUUCCCGAAGCGCUUACUUUAUACGUGUGUAUCGCCACUAAAGAUUGAUCUUACAUAAAUACUGAGGUUUCUUGGUAAUGCUUUGUACAGUCCAAAACGUUAGUAAAUUGGCUACCUGAAGGUAUAUGCUUCUAAUAAAAAGUAUCGAGUUUCCAUUCA